Gaeumannomyces tritici R3-111a-1 is the source of this 1722-nucleotide messenger RNA. RefSeq lists its product as hypothetical. The transcript has 8 exons. Gene Ontology annotation, cellular component: plasma membrane. Lineage: Eukaryota; Fungi; Ascomycota; Sordariomycetes; Magnaporthales; Magnaporthaceae. The coding region runs from base 182 to 826 and encodes 214 amino acids. Gene Ontology annotation, molecular function: GDP binding; GTP binding; GTPase activity. The record is from RefSeq and is a predicted model, not a curated record. Gene Ontology annotation, biological process: signal transduction.
UUUUUUUUUUUUUUAUAUUUAUCUCUCUUUCCUGCUGCCAGCGAGGACGUUGUGACUUUUUUUCUAUUAUUACUAUUAUUAUUGUUAUUAUUAUUAUUAUUAUUUUAACUUAAUUAAACGCCUUGUGCUCCCGUCCGUCUUCCCGGGCGGGCAUGCAUGCGCGCUUCGCCAGCCAAGCGCCAUGCCUUCACGAUACAUGCCUGCGCGCGAGUUUCACAUAGUCGUCCUGGGCGCCGGUGGUGUGGGGAAAAGCUGUUUGACUGCACAAUUCGUCCACAAUGAAUGGAUCGAAAGCUAUGAUCCCACCAUAGAGGACUCAUACAGGACACAAGUCUCUGUCGAUGGACGGCAAGUGGUGUUGGAGAUACUCGACACUGCAGGAACAGAACAGUUUGUUGCCAUGCGUGAUCUCUACAUGAAGACGGGCCAAGGAUUCCUACUCGUCUUCAGCAUCACGUCAAUGUCAUCGCUAUCCGAACUAGCGCAGCUGCGAGAGGAGAUCAUUAGGAUCAAAGAGGACGACAACGCACCAAUAGUCAUCUGCGGCAACAAGGCUGACCUCGAGGACCAGCGGACUGUGGCCCGCACCAAAGCCUUUUCGAUCUCACAGCGCUGGCAUGCUCCAUACUAUGAGGCUAGUGCAAGGACAAGGACAAACGUCGACGAGGUGUUUAUCGACCUCUGCCGCCAGAUGCUACGUCGAGACAGCACGCAGAGCAGUCCCUAUUACGGCGACGACGAGUAUAGAAACGACGGCGGUGCCCUCUCGACCAAGCCUCAAAAGAAGAGCAGGAGCAAAAAGCACAACAAGUGCACUAUAUUAUGAUCAAUGACGACAGCUCGAUACCCCCGGCGUCUCUCUCGUCCGCGCCAACUUCCCGAGUCACCCACAAGGGGAACUGUUCAUUUCCAUAUGGCGGCAUACCCAGCACGUGCAAUUUUUUUUUUUUUUUUUUUUGGUGUUUUGCUAUUUUGUUUUACGCGGUCUCCUUUCUGGUCCCAUUUGCCUCUCGGUUUAGCAGCAAAAAAAAAAAACACGCAAAAAGAAGAAGAAACAUGGGCUUGGAAUGCCCCAUGUGGCGCGAGCAUAUAGACUGCCUGCUUUUGCUCCUUUGCCUCCUUUCAUCUCUUUCCAAGUAUGUUUUAUAUCCAUUGGAGAACUCUCAGCACUGGCUUUUUGCGUCCUAUCCUCAGCUUGAUGGGCCGGGAGGGAAAACAAAGAAGCCGGGAAGCCGGCCCCAAAAGACAGGCUCAUCCUGAUCCUGUUUCGCCAUCUAGCUUCCGGUUUCCUGUUCUUGAAGCAGGAAUGCUGCUUGGAGGAUGGGCUUUAGCCCUAUUUUUUUUUAUGUUCCAGGCGAGCUCUUUUGGCGUUUGGCAAGGCUGGCGAUUAUUUGCAGUGUGGCCGAGAUGCAUCUCAUAUGGACUCCCGCCGCUGCUCAGGUUGGUGUUUACUGGCACGCAAUAAAAAGCUCGCUUACAAAAGCGAAAACGGCAGCUGGUAUCUCAUUCGCAUACUGCUCUUCUUCUCAAGUUUUAGUCUGCCAUGCCCACCACGUUACAGCUGAGAUUGUCAGCGUUGACAGAGUGGCUCCAGAGUAGUGAAGGUGAUAUAAAAAGGAUAAAAAAAAGAGUAGAAAGAAAGGGAAGAAAAGAAGAAAUUAUCCUCCACGAUGAGUAGACGGCCAUUCCUUUUAAAAAUACGAAGAGGAAUACGUACAAAAA